CAGUAGAAACGGAUGUUGAUGCUACUUGAUGAACUAUUAGCUAACGUCCCACCGAGCGGACAGGUUGCUCAGACAUACUGUACUAGCUGUUCCGGAUCAAAGGAAUGUCGUUCUGUUCUUUCUCCGGCGGAGAGGUCUUUAAAGACCACUUUAAAUCAGGGAUGUAUGUUUGUUCCAAGUGUGACCAUCAGCUGUUCUCCAGCCGCUCAAAGUAUGAGCACUCGUCGCCUUGGCCAGCCUUCACAGAAACCAUUCGUGAUGACAGCGUGUCUAAACACAAGGAAAGACCUGGCGCAUAUAAAGUGCUGUGUGGAAAAUGUGGAAAUGGACUUGGCCAUGAGUUCGUGAAUGACGGACCGGCCAAAGGGCUUUCUCGCUUUUGAAUAUUUAGCAGCUCACUGAAGUUCGUCCCUAAAGAUAAGGUGGAUGGACAGUAAGUUGAGCUGCUAGAAGGAAGUGCUUCUCUUGGACCUUUCUGCUGCUGAAGGUGCAGUCAGUGAAUGAAGUGCUCUGGGACAAAGCCCGGUCUGGGAGCUCCAGGGUGCUGAUGUAUAAUGGCUGCACUGGAGGGAAAGCACAAAGGACUGCUUAUGCAAUUAUCACUGAAUGAAUAACUUGGAUCACCUCACUGAUUACCAUACACAUUUAUAUGGUCCCACAGGGAAAUCAUGAUUUUCAUUACAAAUUAUUUCUCUGUUAUAGUUUGUUUAUGGUUACUCAUUGAUUGUAUUUCCUACUACUUCCUCAAAGGUCAAAGUAAAUUUAUGCAAGGAAACAGCUUGUGGGAUGUUUUAAAUGUCGUUUUAUUGUCUAUUUGCUCUAGAGUAUUUGUUGCGCUCGUUGAAGAAAAUGAGUAAAUAGAAAUUCUAUUUUUAUUAAGUUUCUCGAUGUAAAUGUAGGCUCUCACUCUUUAAAUGCUUUUUGUAAAAUAUGCUCUACAAAGAUUAGAACUAUUUUAAAUUAAAUUAAAUCAAUCUUUACAUGUAUAUUUAAAUACUGUUUAUAAUCUUUAGAAAAUUUGUAUACAUGAGAAUGAAACAUUUGGAUUUUGCUUUGUACUUGAGAUAAAACUACUGCGUGCCUCCUCA
Messenger RNA from Betta splendens (Siamese fighting fish), 1088 nucleotides. Its product is annotated as methionine-R-sulfoxide reductase B1-A-like. Gene Ontology annotation, molecular function: peptide-methionine (R)-S-oxide reductase activity. Lineage: Eukaryota; Metazoa; Chordata; Actinopteri; Anabantiformes; Osphronemidae. The record is from RefSeq and is a predicted model, not a curated record. The transcript has 4 exons.